Molecule: messenger RNA, 2428 nt
Organism: Salarias fasciatus (jewelled blenny)
Lineage: Eukaryota; Metazoa; Chordata; Actinopteri; Blenniiformes; Blenniidae
Product: zinc finger and BTB domain-containing protein 49-like
Exons: 2
Coding region: 56-1180 (374 amino acids)
Biological process (GO): regulation of DNA-templated transcription
Molecular function (GO): DNA-binding transcription factor activity, RNA polymerase II-specific; RNA polymerase II cis-regulatory region sequence-specific DNA binding
Source: RefSeq, a predicted model, not a curated record
ACAGUAAAACCUGUUCCUGCAGUCGUUCUGGUCUUCAAAAAAACAUUUUUCAAACAUGACCUCUCCGCUGCUGCUCCGGGCCUUCGUGAACGAGCGGCUGACGGCUGCUGCCGAGGAGAUAUUUCACGUUUUCGAGCGGACGAUGGUGAAAUAUGAAGAAGAGGCGUCGAGCUGCAAGCAGGAGAUCGAGAGACUGAGAGGUCUGCUGCUGGAGAGCCAACAGAGAACAGAUGUUUCUCGGUCGCCUGUCUGGAAAGAGGAAAUCCCGUCCGAGCAGCAGCACUGUGAGGUGGAGUUGAGCCUCAGCGUCCAGCAGGAGGACGCCAAGCCUCGACACAUUAAAGAGGAGUCUCCUGAGCACUGGGCCGCUGAGCAGCAAGCAGCAGAAGAAGAAGAAGAACAGAUGAAGCAGUUCAGGACUGUUAAUGUCUUAUACGCUGCUCAUUCACCCAUCUGCGAGCAGGACGACACAAAUCAGUCAUUGCCAAACUGUGAAAAUGAGGAUGAGUUUGAGGAAAGUGAGAAUUCACAGGUCUUUUUACCUCUUCACUCAACUCCGUCACCGCAAACAGUAGGCCAAAGCCAAAGCUCUGAAGAUAGAAGAGAAAGCGACAGGCCCGCUGAACAAGUUCAGCCUUCUUUUCAAACUUCCACCGAGUUGCCUCACGCAAACUUGUGUAACUAUCAGUGCUUUUUGUGCAAUAAAUGCUUCUCCUCCAGCCCAAACCUCAUCAACCACGCCAUCCGCCUGCACUCCAGCGACAGCAGCCUCCUCUGCGCUGUGUGUGGAAAGACACUGGAGUCCACCGAAAGCCUUAAUUUCCACCUUCAGACCCACAAGGGCUCCAGGUGUUGUCACGUGUGCGGCAGACACUGCAAAAGCACCACAGCCCUGACCGAACACAUGGCCAGCCACGCAGGGGUGAAGCUGCACCGCUGUCCCGUGUGCGGAAACGAGUUCAACCGCAAAUCGGAUUUGAAGGUGCACAUGAGGAUCCACACCGGGGAGAAGCCGUUCUGCUGCUCGUACUGCUGCAAAAGCUUCUCCACCAGCGGACAUAUGAAGAGGCACAUGAGGAGCCACACGGGAGAGCGACCGCACCGCUGUGAGGUCUGCGGCAGAGGAUUCCUACAAGGAGCACACCUCAAGUACCACUUAACCACCCAUGCACUAAAAUGACUCCUCCACCCACUCGGAGCUCUAAUUGUUUAUAAUUUAGAAAGAAAAAACUGUUUAAAGAGACCAUCUGACCUUAAAAUGUUUAUUUAAAAAAAAAAAUCUGCAAACUUUUGUUGAUUAAAAAUAGAAGUUUCAUCUUUCCUUUUCUUCUUUUUUUUAUACGUAAGUGAUGGGAAAACGAGAGUCACACUGUAACACAGGUAUUUACACCUACAGACCUGAUAAUCCAAAGCCAAUUUUGUUUAAACCGUGGUGAGAAAGUCCGUGUACGCAGAGGGACAACAUGCAAACUCCACACAGAAAGGGGGAAGACCACUGCACAGUGAUGUGACUGGUCAUGGGUUAGUGUAUUUUCUGUCAAAUGAAUCAAUUUAAUUUUCUCAGAUUCUUGAUGACUCUGGUAUGAUCUGUACACUCUCAGGGAGUCGUUCAAUUGGUGUUGAUAUAUCAAUAUUCCAUUUUCUCUGAACUGAUGUCUUAUGUUGAUGAGGACAAACUCUGGCCUCUGUAUUAUGUUGAGAGGGAAAACUGCAUGAAGUACAUUCAAGUAAAAUGCUCUCAUUUUGGAACAGUAAACAGGACUCAAAUUACCUUUUUUGCCCAUUUUUUUUUUGUCUGUUGACCAUAUAUGGGAUAAUCUCUUCUGCACAAUUGAUGAGAGCUACUGAGCCCAUACAAUGGACCAAACAUAAAUAAACCUUCAAGUGGAAUUAAAUCACAGUUGUCACUUCUGCGCUCAGCCCUGACCCACGUGGAACAACCAAACACAUUUUUCCUCCAUGCUUUUCAUAGACUUCAGCUCUGCCUUCAUCUCAAUAAUCCCCCACAAACCGGUUGAAAACCUCCAGGUUGUUGGAGUUACUGCCCCACUCUGCACCUGGAUUAUGGACUUUCUUACCAGCAGGCUGCAGACUGCAAGACACGCAUCAAAAACCAUCAUCCUGACCGCUGGUGUGCCCCACCCCAUUCACCCUCUUCACUCAGGACUACACCAGCAUACACCCCUCUAACACUACAGUGAAGUUUCCCGACGAUACCACUGCAGACGGACUCAUCAACGAUAAGAAGAGGCUUGGACAAAAACCUGUUUCUGAACACAAACCAAAGCCAAGGAGAUCAUUGUGGACUUCAGGAGGACUUAUACUGUUUUGCCAUGAUUUGUUGCUGAUUGAUUGCAUCCAAUGAAGUCGUCUUUUUUUUCAGCAAUGACAAGUCUUUCAACACAACAAAAAAAAGCAUUAAAUUGAG